AUGCAGCCACCGACGAGAGCGACGGCGACAUGCUCCAUGGCGAGGGCCGUCUGCGGCGGCGGCCAAGCUUUGAGCAUGCGCGGUGCACGCGGAUACCCCGAGGCUCUCGAGAAGCUGGCAACGCUGCAGUCGAACCGCAGCACGACGCUCCUGUUCGGCGGCGGCGGCGGCGGCAGCCCCGAGCAGCUCAACGCGCGGGCGAUUCCCGAGAUGGGCGCGUGGCUGCGUCGCGCCGGCUACGGGCCUGCGGACCUCGCGCGCAUGCGGCACAUUCACGUCGCCGGCACAAAGGGAAAGGGCUCCGUGUGCGCGUUUGCGACGGCCAUGCUACUGCGGCGGCGGUGGCGGCACCACGGUGGCGAUGGAGGAGGCAGCGUCGGCACGUACACGAGCCCGCACCUGGUGGGACCGCGGGAGCGCAUCGCCAUUGACGGCGAGCCCAUAGGCCAGCAGGCCUUUGCCGACGCCUUCUUCGAGCUGUGGGAUCGCUUCGGCGAGGCGGCGCGGCGCGAGGACGGGGUGAGCGCGGCGCAGGCUGAGGGUCCCGAGUCGAAACCCUUCUUCUUCCGCUUCCUGACCAUCAUGGCGUGGCACGUCUUCCUCGCCCGGGGCGUCGGCGAUGUCGUCAUGGAGUGCGGCAUUGGCGGCGAGUACGACGCGACGAAUGUGCUGCCGCCCGAGGCGGUGUCGGCGGCCGUGGUGACGCAGCUGGGCAUCGAUCACGUCGCCAUGCUGGGGGACUCGGCAGGGCAGAUUGCGUGGCACAAGGCUGGCAUCAUGAAGCCGGGCGUCAAGUGCUUCACCGGCUCUUCAGACCACCAUCACCGCCAGCAACCCGCCGUCAUGCAGGUUCUCAGAGCGCGGGCGGCGGAAAAGGGCGCCAGCCUGGUCGAGGUCGAUGACGAGACAGUGCGGCAAUGGGGCGGCGUGCCAGGUCUCCUACGCGGCGAUUUUCAGAAGAGGAACCAGGCGCUGGCGACGCUGGCGGUGCGCGAGCAUCUGGGUUGGGGCGACGUCGUGCCAUCACCAUCAUCAUCGUCAUCUCUCCUCGCCGCGCUGCGGAGCAUCCCCGAGGACAUGGUGCAGGGCCUGCGCGAGGCACGGCUCCGCGGCCGGUGCGAGGUGCUCGAGCACGCCGACGUCACCUGGCUCCUCGACGGCGCGCACACGGCCGAAAGCCUGGCCGAGGUCGCGCGCUGGCUCGCCCAGUCACUGCGUCCCCCGGCCGUCGAGCCGAUCGUGCUCGUCUUCAACCAGCAGGACAGGGAAGCGGCGCCGCUGCUGGCCGCGCUCGUGGCCGCGGUGCAGCGUGAGACCGGCCGCCAGACGCUCGUCUUUCGCCACGCCCUCUUCACCCGCAACGACCUCGCUCGCCCUCCCGCCGGCGCCGUCGUGGACAUGGCUGUGCAGGAAAAAACGGCUGCUGCCAUGGUUGGCUUGGUGCCGGGCUGCGAUACGGCGUGCGUUGACAACGUCGAGGACGCUGUUGCGCGGGCGAGGGCCUUGGCGGCGCAGCUUGCGGACGAGCACGGCGUGAAGCCCAAGGUGCUGGUGACCGGAAGCCUGCAUCUUGUUGGCGCUGCAUUGCGAGUGUUGGAGCCCGAUAGCUCGUUAUAG
Messenger RNA from Hirsutella rhossiliensis, 1617 nucleotides. RefSeq names its product folylpolyglutamate synthase. The transcript has a single exon. NCBI's taxonomy places the organism in Eukaryota, Fungi, Ascomycota, Sordariomycetes, Hypocreales, Ophiocordycipitaceae. Bases 1 to 1617 code for a protein of 538 amino acids. Gene Ontology annotation, molecular function: tetrahydrofolylpolyglutamate synthase activity; ATP binding. Gene Ontology annotation, cellular component: cytosol; mitochondrion; cytoplasm. The record is from RefSeq and is a predicted model, not a curated record. Gene Ontology annotation, biological process: tetrahydrofolylpolyglutamate biosynthetic process.